Molecule: messenger RNA, 975 nt
Organism: Auanema sp. JU1783
Lineage: Eukaryota; Metazoa; Nematoda; Chromadorea; Rhabditida; Rhabditidae
Source: the annotation of a GenBank genome assembly
UUGUUCUCUUGUAGCAUCAUAAAUAGUAUGAUUCGAUAUAGCGGCUUAGUUAGGAGAAGCUGCGUUCUUCUUCGAUUGCAAUCAGUUGUGAAAAAAAUAGAGAGAAACAUAAGAACUGACUUGAGAAAAAGCAUUAAAAAUGAUACCAAUAACAACAAUAUCAUAGAUUUAUCUACUCCGAGAUCAAAAGGACCUGGAAGCAGUUCAUCUUCGAGCAAAGAUAGCUACCGGAGAGCCAAAAAACUAGUUAUUACACCGGGUUCGGUUGCACUUCUGGUUUUGCCAGCUUUUACAUUCUGUUUAGGAGUUUGGCAGUGUUGCAGACUACAGUGGAAACUGACCCUAAUAGAAGAGUUGAAAAAACAACUAUCAGCUACAGCAAUAGAAUUUCCGAUUGACAAUUUGGAGUCACUGUUGGAUCUUGAAUAUCGGAGAGUCAGGAUAAUUGGUGAAUUCCUUCACGAAAGAGAAUUUAUAAUUGCUCCACGAGGUCGUUUCGAUGUAGGUUAUGUACAGAAAGAUAGUGGCUCUCUGUUGUCUGAUAAUAAUAUGUCAAGUCAUGGAGCCCAUGUAAUAACUCCGUUUAAAAUCAAAGGCACUAAUCUUAUCAUAAUGGUUAAUCGAGGUUGGGUUCCACCUGAACUUAUUAGUCGCAGUAGUCGUUUGAAUAGCGAACCAAAAGGAAUCGUCACUUUCGAAGCGAUAGUCAGAAAAAGCGAAAAGCGUCCUCAAUUUGUCGGUGAAAAUAUUCCCGAACAGGGUGUUUGGUUUUAUAAAGACUUUUACCAAAUGGCUCAACAAUAUGGAACGCAUCCUGUUUACGUGGAGGCUGUUCAUGAAACAACCGUCCCUGGAGGACCUAUAGCUGGUCAAACUAACAUCAAUGUGAGGAAUGAGCACUUAUCAUAUCUCACAACUUGGUUUACAUUAACUGCUGUUACUAUUGGCAUGUGGGUAGCUCGCUUUAGAAGAUAA